Messenger RNA from Yamadazyma tenuis ATCC 10573, 484 nucleotides. RefSeq names its product Soh1p (gene SOH1). The record is from RefSeq and is a predicted model, not a curated record. Gene Ontology annotation, cellular component: core mediator complex; mediator complex. Gene Ontology annotation, molecular function: transcription coregulator activity. Lineage: Eukaryota; Fungi; Ascomycota; Pichiomycetes; Serinales; Debaryomycetaceae. Gene Ontology annotation, biological process: regulation of transcription by RNA polymerase II.
GAAAUUCUCACACAACGCAUGUCAGAAGCAAACGCCAUAACGGGAGACGAGCUUCCCACUCGGUGGGAAAUCGAACUUGAGUUCGUCCAGUCUUUAGCUAACAUCCAGUACUUGAGUUAUUUGGCCCAAAACAAUUACUUGAACAACCCGGAAUUUCUUAAUUAUCUCGAAUACUUAAACUACUGGAAACUGCCUGGUUUUGCAAAACACUUGGUUUAUCCCAACUGUCUUCACAUUUUAACGCUUCUACAGAACGAGGAGUUCCGCAAAAAUAUCGUGAACCCCGACUUCAUCAACACGGUGAUGAAUGAUAUGGUGAAGAGAUGGAGAGAUAGUGAUGUUGCUGAAGAGAAGCUAGAAGCUCCAGAGAACAGCGCCAACGGGACAGAAAAUGGAGCCAUGGAGAUAGAUAACGUCGGAACAGAGAAUGACCGAACAGAAAAUGGAGAAGCUUUGAAAAAUGGACUGUAGCUGAAAGGAUGAA